AUGAGCGCCAGCAAGGUGGCGCCAGGUCCAAGCGUCGGCCAUGUGCCACCGGGCGACGAGAAUCAUACCAGCAAGAACGUUCGCGCCAAGGCGCUCUGGCAGCGCGUUGUCUCGCUCACGCUGCCACGCCCCGACGUGGAAACCAUCGACAUUUACCACCGGCGCGCGCUGCCGCAGCUGCUCAUGGUCCACCCCAACUCGAGCUUUCGGCGCGCGUGGGACUUGAGCAUCGCCGCUGCCGUCAUCUACGUCUGUAUCAUGACGCCGGCGUCGCUCGGCUUUGACUUUGUCGCGUGGGGCCCGAACGUCGCAUCGUUCGAGUCGUUCUUGGACGCGUGCUUUGUCUGCGACAUGGUGCUCUCGUUCCGAACGGGGUAUUUCGCGAACGGCGAGCUGCACAUGGAAGCCCGCGUCGUGGCGCGGCGCUACCUCCGCACGUGGUUCAUUGUGGACUUCGUCUCGAACUUUCCACUCAGCUACGUGAUUCCGUCGAGCAACAAGCAGCAGACGUCGGUCAAGAUCCUCAAGCUCCAGAAAAUUCCCAAGCUGCUGCGCUUUGGCGUCCUCCUCAAGUACAUGCGGCAGUACGCCAAGUACUACCACCUCCUCGUCACCGCCAUCACCAUGUCGCUCGGCCUCCACAUCUUCACCUGCAUCUGGGUCAACGUCUUCAACAACUGCUACGGCGACGUGUCGGUCUGCAGUGACUGGGACACGGACCAGGCCUCGAGUAUCUACGCCGAGUCGUUCCACAGCGUCCUCCUCACCUUUCUUGGCAUCGCCGAAGCCUCUUCGUUCCAGACGUCGUCGUUGCUCGCGUCGCCGCUCGAGUCGUAUCGACCACACAUGUAUACGCUCAGCUCUUUCAUUGCGCUCUUUGGUGUCUUCAACUGCGCGCUCCUCUUCGGCCACACGCUGACGCUGCUCCUGAGCUGGGACCAGCAGAGUUCCACGUUCCGGAACCGCAUGGACGUCAUCUCGUCCGAAAUGAAGUACUACGACCUGCCCGCAGACCUCCAGCACCGCGUCAAGCGCAACUACGACUACCUCUGGAUCAACCAACGCGCGUACGCGGACAUGACGCUGCUCAACCAACCGGGCUUGUCCAAGCCGCUGCGCACAACGAUUGCGCUGCACUUGUACAAGGACUUGCUCAACACGGUGCCAAUCUUUGCGGGUUCGAACGCGCGCUUCCUCGGCAAAGUGUGCAUGGCGCUGGACACAGCUGUGUACCUCCCCGCCGACGUGAUUAUCCAUCAAGAUGACAUUGGCCGGGAAAUGUUUAUCGUCCGAAAGGGGACCGUCGAAGUGCUGCCGCCGCGGGCCAAGACGAGCGCGCUGCAUCCGAUCAUGCACAAGCUCCGCUCGACCAAGGACGGCCCCCGCAUUCUCCUUCGAGACGGUGAUUUCUUUGGCGAGACGGCGCUCGUCGCGGAAGUCCGUCGCACGAAUACGGUCGUCGCCGACUCGAUCUGCGAUCUCAACGUCCUUAGCAAGCACGCAUUCAACGAGAUUUUGGCCGAGUACCCCGAGUUUGGCGUCAAAAUGAAAAAGUCGGUCGUCGCGCGCCAGCUCGCCAACAUGAACUUUCAGUCGCCGACGGCCAAGCUUCAGGUCGAGACGGAGCUCAACCACCUCGUCGACAAGUCGCUCAUGCGCCGGCGCUUUGACUUGUCUUUCAAGGGCAUUUACCGCUCCAAACGCAUGGCCGACAAGCUCCAAGCGAUCCAGGACCGCAACAAACGCGCGGAGGCGAAACCUCGGAAAUCCAUCGUACAAGGACUCAGGGCGCGCAAGGCGUCGGUGACCCAGCUUCUCAGUCGGCGUGGCUUUGCGCCCAAGCCAUCGCCGUCCGACAAGAACGUGGCGGAGCAGCUCGACACGCCCCCCGAGGGUCCCCCCGGCCCCCCUUUGCCCCCCCUGACGGACCCGGGGUUCCCGCCGCCACCGGACCCGUCGUCAUCCGACGCUGUGGUCGAGUCGCGUCUCGAGCCGUUAACGUCCGAGCCAGUGCCGGCUAGCGAUAUGCCAUGA
Molecule: messenger RNA, 2034 nt
Organism: Saprolegnia parasitica CBS 223.65
Lineage: Eukaryota; Oomycota; Saprolegniomycetes; Saprolegniales; Saprolegniaceae
Exons: 13
Coding region: 1-2034 (677 amino acids)
Source: RefSeq, a predicted model, not a curated record